AUGGCGGACCUAGCGACCGGCGAAAUCGUGGCCGACGUCAUCGAUGGCGCCGUCGCGGAGUCGCAGGCCAAGGUGCCCAAGGCUGUCCCCGUCAAGGGCGACGAGAACGACCGCCAGGAGGCGGCCUUUCGAUGGGCCCCCGAGGACAUCCAACAUUCGCAAGCGGAGAAGAUCGAUCGGUUGGAGCGCGAGGCAGCCGCGGCGAUGCGGGACAACGAGCGGCUGCGCAAGCAGGUCGAGGUCGAGCGCGACGAGACCAUCGCGGCGCUGCGGGACGCCGAGGCGCUCAGGGCAGCACUCAAAGACGCGAGCAACCGCAUGGCGGACGCGCGCGCGCGGUCCGUGGCCGCCGACGCGGGCCGGGCCGCUGCGGAAGCUAGGGCGGCUUCUGCUAGAGCAGAAGCCUCUCGCGUCCGCGAGCGCACGACGCGGACGCGGGGCGACGCCGCGGCGGCGGCCGAGUUGGCGCGCGCCAAGGACGCGAAGGCCCAACGUUUACAAGCUGAUUUAGAUGCAUUGCGGAAGCGCCACGACGCUUUGUUGGACUCGACGGUGCUGGCGGCGGGCGGCGGCCGCGUCGCGCAAGUGUUGCGGAGCAACGUCGGGCCCGCGUCGAAGCCCCUGGACAAAGUCGUGAAGCCGAAGCAGGAGCCGCCUCUUCAGAAGCAGGACGACGUCGCGGCGUUGCUAUCUCGAGUCGGCGCGCUCGAGGGCCAGGUCCUGGCGCUGCGCACGGCGAAGAAGGCCGAGGCGCAAAAACCGCAACCGAGGCCGCCGCCGCCGGCCGACCCGGACCGGCCGGUGCCCCAGUCCAAGGCCCUGGGCGCGCUGGCCGUCGUCGUCGGCGAGCAGAUGUCGACGGAAACAGAUAGGUUGCGCGCGGAGAACGAGAGGUUGAGAGAGGAGAUGGCGCGGCUCGUCCUCCGCGGCGUCCUGCCGCCGCCGCCGCGCGCGCCCGCGCCGCCCGCGGCCGCCCCGCCGCCGCGGCGCGAGCGGCCCGCGGGCUACUUCGCCGAGUCCUCGGACGACGAAGGUGGCGACCAGCAGGACGAUGAGGACGAGGGCGUCGUGCUGCCGGAGCACGACGGCGAGCGGCCCUGGGAGUCGACGCCCGCGCCGACGCCGGCCGUCGUCGUGCGUCCGGCCGCGCCGACGCCCGCGGUCGCGCCGGCCGCGGCAGCUGCGCCGACGCCGGCCGUCGCGCCGGCGGCGGCCGCCGUGACGCCGGCCGUGCCCGCGCCCGCGCCGCCGGCGGAGAAGACGCGCGCCGCCGGCAUGCCGCCCGUGGUGACGCCCGGGGACACGGUCGUCGUGCCCGCGUCCACGCCGGACGACGCCUUCGCGGCGCGCGUGCGGCCCGGCGACGCGGCGCUGCCGGCCGUCGCGGAGGCGCCCGCCGCCGAAGAGGCGUCCGGCGCGGAAGCCCCAGCGUCGGCAGUGGAACCACCGGCAGCUGAAGAUCCGGCCCCCGCGCCUGCGGAGGAAGCGGAUUCCGCUCAGGCGGCCCCCGCGCCGGAACCGCCCGCAGAGGCCGCGGAGCCGCCCGCGCCUUCGGAGGAGUCCAAGCCGGCCGUCGAGCCGCCAGCAGCGGAAGAGCCGUCCGCGCCGGAAACUGCAGCGCCGACGCCAGCCGCCGAGCCACCGGCAGCGGAAGAGGCGGCGCCCGCGCCCGCGGCGGAAGGGACGGCGCCGGCGCCCGCAGCAGAAGAAGCGGCCCCCGCGCCGGAACCGCCCGCGCCGGCACCCGCCAAGGCCGCAAAAGUGCCCGCGCCGGCCGCAAAGGCGCCGGCCCCGGCCGAGCCGACGCCCAAGAAGAAGAAGUCCAUGUGGGGCAAACUCCGCGGCGCCGUGCGCGCCUCGCCCAAAAAGUCGCCAAAGACGCCCAAGGCGCCGGCGGCCGCGCCCGCCGCGGCGCCGGCGGCCGCGCCCGCCCCAGCCGCCUCCACAACCGAAAGCGCCGCGCCCGCCGCGCCGGCGCCCGCGGUCGCGCCGGCCGCAGCGCCCGCCGUGGACCAUCGCGCCAGGCUCGUGGCCUUCUACGAGAAACACAACCCCGCCAAGCUCGACUCGAUCGACGCGACGCUCGCGAAGUAUGCCGGGAGGGAGUCGGAGCUCUUCGAGGCGCUGCGCGCGAAGUACGAGGCCCCUGCCGCCGUAGAGGAGAAAGACGACGCCCCGGCGCCUGCGGCUCCAGCCGCCGCUCCGGCGCCGGCGGCCGCGCCGAAGAAGACCGUGCCGCCGAUCAAGGUCGAGCCGCCGUCGCCGUCGUCCGCCGGCAGCGCCCCUUCGUCGACGACGUCGCGCUCGACCACAGAUCCUACGCCCAAGAAGAAGAAGUCCAUGUGGGGCAAACUCCGCGGCGCCGUGCGGUCCUCGCCGCGGACGCCCAAGACGCCCAAGUCGCCGCCGCCCGACAAGCUCCAGGCGGCGGCGCGGCGGCGCAGCGCGCCCGGAGUGCGCCCCGGACAAGCUGCAAUGCCGGCCGCCGCGCCAGAAGCCAAGGCUGUCGACGAGGCGCCCGCCACGGCACCGGCAGAGGCAUCCGCGACAUCGGAGGCUCCCGAGGGUGCCGCGGCCGCCGACGCGCCCGCCGCCGAUGCCGCCGGGGAUUCUACGGACCUCCCGGACGAGGACGCAGCGACUGCCCCCGAGCCCGCGGCGGCGGCGCCCGGCGCAGAGGUCGUGCGCGAGACGCCCCUCCAGCAAGAGGCUCCCGUCGAGGAGGAGUCGGCGGCGGUCCACCACAAGCACCACCACAAGGAGACGGCAUCCGACGACGACGAGGCGCCGCCGCCGCCGCCGCCCAAGUCGGGCUCGCCCUUCGUCGAGGCCAUCGCCAAGCGCCGCGAGAAGGAGGACGACUCGCCCACGACGCCCCAACCGAAGGCACGCGGCGACAAGCCUGUUGGGAGGCCCUACCGGCCCGACCCGACGCCGAGCCCGUCGCCCGAGCUCGAGGAGCUGACGCCGUUUGCCGCGCGGCGGCGGAGCCUGGGAGCGAGUCCGACGCCCACGAGGCGCUUCCUGCGGCGCGAGAGCUCGUUCAGCUUCGAUCCCGGCGACGUGUCCAGUCCGCGGCGGCGGCACAGCGCCCUGCUCGGGCAGAUGCGCGACGUCCUGUUCGACUCGCCGGCGGGGUCGCGGCAAGUGUCGAGGCAGUCGUCGUUCGCCGACGACGCCGACGCCUUUUUGAAAGCCAACUCAUAAGGC
Molecule: messenger RNA, 3210 nt
Organism: Pelagomonas calceolata
Lineage: Eukaryota; Pelagophyceae; Pelagomonadales; Pelagomonadaceae
Source: the annotation of a GenBank genome assembly